This is a messenger RNA of Diprion similis, 3299 nucleotides long. RefSeq lists its product as uncharacterized. NCBI's taxonomy places the organism in Eukaryota, Metazoa, Arthropoda, Insecta, Hymenoptera, Diprionidae. The record is from RefSeq and is a predicted model, not a curated record. The coding region runs from base 45 to 3095 and encodes 1016 amino acids. The transcript is spliced from 8 exons.
UCUGUUGCACCGAGAAGGCCCGUGUUCUGCUUUAAUUUGAAUUAAUGAUGGAUGAUGAAAUAGCGAAGCUUUCGCAGGGGAGAAUCGAUGUCGUUUUACGCGACCUCGAUGUUCUUCUACGGAAAAAAUUUGGGGGCAACUUGAUUGUCGACGAUUUUACAACGAGCAGCCUGAUUCCACCGGGAGAAAACUACGGAAGCUCGAUGCUUAAGGUGGAGGUGAUCGUCAGACGCGACGGGCCGAGCUCGGAGCAAGAGGAAUUGUCCCUUGUCGCUAAAAUGGUACCGCCGACCGAACUCCAGAAGAAGAUGUUCGACAGUCCGUUCACUUUCCGGAAGGAGAUGAACAUGUUCAAGGUCAUCGGACCGGCCUACAAAGCCUUGGAACGCGAAUGCGGCAUCCCGGAAUCCGAAGUCUUCGACAUACUUCCGAAUUUCUACGGCGCAAGACUCUCGCUGAACGAGGCGGAGGACACUUUCGAUCACGAUGCUGUGAUCCUGAUGGAGAACCUCAAGGUGAAGAACUACGCCUGCCUGGACAGGAUGGUCGGCGUUGACUUGGCUCAUGCGAAAUUCGCAGUCGAAGAGCUGGCUCGGUUCCACGUCCUGAGUGUUGCGAUGAAGUUGAAAAAGCCGGAAGUCUUUGAUGAGAUUAAGAAAAACGUUAAAUCUCAAGACACGAGCCCAGAGAGACUUACGGAGUGUGUUAUGUACCUAAUUAAUACCCUCAAGGAUAUUCCAGUUCUGCUCCCACACUUGCCCAGGAUCGAGAAAGUCCUUCUACGCCCCGUUCUCGAUGCCUGGAAACAGGAACCGGAGGAACCCUGGGGUGCGAUAGUUCACACCGACCUCUGGACGAACAACUUGAUGUUCCGCGAUGACGCUAACGGCGAACCGGAGAGCCUCAAGUUCAUCGACUUUCAGACGUACAUGUACGUCAACCCCAUGCGGGAUCUUGUGUUCUUCAUCGUCUCGAGCUGCGAGCCGGAAGUUGUCUCUCAGCAUAUGGAGGAACUCGUCGAUUUAUACUAUGAGAAGUUCUUAUCUUAUCUGGCGAGGCUCGGUUGUGACGUCAAUUUGUUUACCAGGCAUUCUUUCAACGGUCAAUUAGCCGCUGCUGCCGAUGCAGAGUACUUUCACUGCAUGCUGAUGGCCAGAUUUAUCUCAGCAGAUGCUAAGAAUGACCCCAGCAUCAAUAAUUUCGCAACACUGUCCCAAAUUGAGCCUACCGAUGAGUUUCGCAAACGAUUGGUCGACAUCAGUUUAAUAUACGUAAAGGAGAAUUGGAUAUGUACGCGUAGUAGAUGCUCUGCAGCGUUGAUUUCACUGCAGUUAUUAAAGUCAUACUUACAUCUAGGUGACGGGAUCACUUGGGAAAACAAAGUUAAGGAUACGAAACAAAUUAUUUCAGCUGACUCAAUCGUCCGGAAAAAUUCCGGCAGCUCAGUUGAGAUCUUGAAUCAUUUCAAUAUCGGUAAUGUUAUAGCUGUUAUAUACAUAUACGUCCCGAGAUUGGAGUUUGCUGCUAUAAUCGCUCGCCUGCACGUACGUAAAACGUGUAUUAUCGUUAUGCGGAUGGCGAUAAGUGCAGAUAAAAUGCAAACAGUGAUAAAAUGCAGUAUCCUGGCUUACCCAACAUCUAUUUAUGAUAAUCUUCAUAUCUCAGUGUUGUACCAAAAAUUUUUCCAUCUUUUUCUCUCCAGAUUUAGCGAUUCUUGUACAUAUGAGUACGGCACUGUCCGUGCAACGCCACUUCGAACUGUCCAAAAACUCUCAUCACCUCGUCCACAAUUUAUUGGAGUAGUUUACUUACUAAUCUUCACUCUAUACAGACAAGACAAUGAAGAGUGGAUCGCGGCGAAGAAAAUCGCGAGAAACUCCGCCGAGCGAUUGAGGAAAUUUAUAAAAGGCCUGUUCGAACGAGACUACGGUGAAAAUGUAAUGGUGGACGACUUUGAGGCAAAGAUGUUGACACCCCCGGGUUCGAACUACGGCAGUGUGCUGCUCGCUGUGAAGGUGACGGUACGGAGGAACAAGUUCGCCACGCCGAAGGUGGUGAACGUCGUCGCGAAGAUGCUACCCAGCGAAUUCUUCCAGGAUGUUUUCAACAGCGCCGUAACAUUUCCGAAAGAAGUAGCCGCCUACGAAGAGAUCCUGCCAGCGUAUCAGAUGCUUCAGUUGGAAAACGGAAUCCCGAAACCCAAGGUCUUCAACCACUUUCCCAGGUUCUUCGGCGCCAGGAUACCCGAUGAUCUGAAGACCAAGUCUGACGACGACGACGCCGUUAUACUGUUGGAAAACCUCGUCGCAGCUGGUUACAAAUGUGGAAACAGGUGGAAAGGCUUGGAUCGUGCUGAAUCGGAGAUGACGGUCCGCACUUUGGCGACAUUUCACGGCCUCGGGAUUGCAUUGAGAAAAAAGAAGCCUGAAUUAUUUGCCAAGCUCGUGAAGAAGGCGAUUACCUUCAGCCACCCGUGGACCUCCAUAGUUCGUGCGGCUAAAAAUUGCAAGAAAAUGGUCAUGGAAAACGAGUGGCUGAAUCCGUAUUACGCUCGGAUAGCCAAUGCUCUGGACACCGGCGUUGAUACUAUCAACACCCCACCGACAAAUCAGUUUGGGACCAUAUGCCACGCUGACUUCUCCAUUAACAAUAUGAUGUUUCGUAAUGACAACGAAGGUAACGUCGAGGCCAUAAAGUUCAUCGAUUUUCAGACUUACAGCCAUCUCAGUCCAGUGAGAGAUCUUCUCUAUUUCCUGAUCGCCAGCACCGCGGAAAACGUUUUGAUAUGCCACUUUGAUCACCUGCUAAACAUGUACCAUGAUCGGCUUGUCAAAACCCUGGAGGAGCUGAAUUGUGAUAUUGGCAACUUUGGGAGAAGCCACUUCUUGGCCGAAUGCAAGGAAUGGGUUGGCGCCGAGGCCCUUCACUGUUGCUUGAUGGUUAAAGUUAUUCUGUUGCCCGAGGCUGAGGCCGAAAUCGAGGGAAACGGUCCUGAAAUAAGAUCUGUCGACUAUUUUGACAACCUUGAUUUCGAGGCGUACAGGCAAAGACUGACGAUCAUGUUUCAAAUUUUCUUGGAAAGAGACUGGAUAUGAAACUAUGUUUCUUUUUAUUAUUUUCUAAUCGCCAGCUUCCUUGUACACACAGAUCAUUCUUCCAUCCUCAAAAAACUGCAAUCUGGCAUCUCGUUCUUGUCGUGCUACUUGAAUCAACAAUCUCGAUCUACAAGACAUCCAUAGACUAUCUAAAAGUACAUCUUAACGGUGGUAAGAAUCUUUUUAUUUAAUAGCCUUUGAAGA